UGCUGAAUGGUGUGUUGUAGUUGUUUGGUUCGCCAUCACCGAACUUUGAGAACAGUUGUGACUUACGCCUAACCCGUGUGUUUGUUUAUUGGUGUGUGAAGUGAUUGAGCCCCUCGAUUCGCAUCAUGGCCACGAUGAAGGUGAUCCUGCCCACUGAGGCGGAGCUGACCGUGGAGGAGGUGCCCAUGGGGCAUCCGUUCCUCCGGGCGGCCUCCCUGCACAUGGCUAAGGCCUGUGAGCCUCAGAACAACGAAUUCAUGCUCUGUCGCCAAGAAUACAAGCAUGACCCACGCCCCUGCGUUCAAGAUGGGCGGGAGGUUACGGCUUGUGCCAUGAAAUUCAUUCGACAGGUCAAGGCCAAUUGCGCCGUGGAGUUCACCAACUACGCCACUUGCUUGGAGCGAUCCUCUAUUAACAUGGAGUUGUGCAAGUGCCGUCAAACUCAGGGAGUGUUCGACGACUGCAUGAAGGACAAGUUGGGCAUGGAACGCCCUCAUUUGGCCUGGAUGACUUUGACCAAGGUUCACCAAACCGAUAGACCACGCCCCGAACCUCGUCGCCCUGCGUAUUUGGAUAUUCCCGGACAAGGACAGAUUGAAGAGUUACCAAGUGACUUCCCCAAAUUCAACAAGCAAAUCUUCCGAGGCAUCUUCAAUGGGACUUUGUAAUCACUUCAUCAGGCGCUCUGCCCCGCCUUGCUGUAGUUCUUUGGACAGACAAAUAAAUCUAUCUUGACGAA
Molecule: messenger RNA, 739 nt
Organism: Tigriopus californicus
Lineage: Eukaryota; Metazoa; Arthropoda; Copepoda; Harpacticoida; Harpacticidae
Gene: ND-19
Product: NADH dehydrogenase [ubiquinone] 1 alpha subcomplex subunit 8-like
Exons: 3
Coding region: 126-668 (180 amino acids)
Biological process (GO): mitochondrial electron transport, NADH to ubiquinone
Source: RefSeq, a predicted model, not a curated record